GAGGAUAAAGAGAGAGGAUAGGAAGGAAAGAUUAUUUUGCAGCGGGGGACUGCUGACGGACAGAUGUAACGUAAAGUGCAGAGGCCACACACCACUGCGAGACACAUUGCAUCGGGCGUUCUGAUCAUUUGCUUCGCGGAUUCGGUCGACCUACACUCGUGCAAAGCGUCUUUCAUUCGUGACUCCAACCGUAUAUAAUUCUAGCAAACAAUCGUUGCUUAGUCCACGCCAGUUCAGUUGUCCGAGUGUUUGGUCGGGUGCCAGAAAAGUUGUGAAAUGCAAUUGAAGUUUAGUGGUGAUCCUUAACCGAGAACACAUCGGAAAGGAGAUGAAAGACACCUUUUUCACAUAGUGAACAAAAGAGACGGAGAGAAUCUCGUAAGAGAAAACUGGAACACGAAGCAAUCUGAGCGGAAAUUAUUGAAAAAAAUAUCACGAAGAAUAGAAGUCUUUGUUUCGAAUAAGUACUCUGUGAGAACAGCUUGUGCAAGAAAUCGUAUAUGCAAUCCAAGUGUAGGAUAAAUAGAAGGCAAUCACACGAAGAGGAUAACAUAUAAUGUUAAUGGAACAAUUAUUACAUGCGAUUCGAAUGGUCACAAACUAAAACAGUUGACGUUUCUAAAAAAAACGUAAAAAUUCGAAGAUUACGUACAUUUAUUUUCACGUACGUACUAACAUACUCAUCGAGUAUUGAGGAUCGAAGAUAAAAUUGUCGAGAACAGGGUCUAAUCUAAUAUUAGCUGUAUCUAAUAAUUCUUCCAACAAGCAACUACAACAAUAAGUAACCGCUAAUGACUAAUCGCACAUGCAGUAGACACACAUAAUUCACCCGACCUACGCAACAGUCAGACAGCACUUUUUUUGUUCCCGAUAAGUCGAUAAACGUGAGUGAAGUGAUAGGAGGAAAGUGCGUGUGGCAGAUAAGCCAGUGUGAAAAAUAUUCUCAGUAGGUCAAUCAAAUCUGUAAGUCAUGUCGACGAGAAGGCGUGCAACAAAAGCGCUGCAAGUAUCGCGUACUCGAAUGGUCGAUAUUCAAUUCAAGGAUCUGUCGUAUGAGGUUCAAAUUGGAUAUCGCGGGAACACGAAGCAAAUUCUAAAGGGUAUCGAUGGAAUCUUCAAGGCUGCGGAACUGACGGCUAUUAUGGGACCGUCCGGUUCCGGGAAGUCCACGCUGCUGAACAUUUUAACUGGAUUUCAACAGGGAGAUUUGAAAGGCACGGUUGAGUAUAUUAGCAGCGAAGGUAGGCAGAAUUGCAACAUGUACAAAAAGCACUCGUGCUACAUUCAACAGAUGGACAAUUUGUACGGACUGUUCACCGUUCAGGAAAGCAUGAUGAUGGUGACCUAUUUGAAGCUCGGCCACCACGCGACAAAACAGUUCAGAGAGGCACUGAUCGACAACAUCUUGGAGACGCUGAAACUAUCGAUUGCAAAAGAAACAAAAGUCGAGCGGCUUAGUGGAGGACAGAAGAAAAGGCUGAGCAUUGCUUUAGAGAUGAUUGACAAUCCGCCAAUAAUGUUCCUGGACGAGCCAACCACUGGUCUGGACUCGUUGGCGUCCAUACAGUGCAUCACCACGUUGCAGACUCUGGCAAAGGGUGGCCGAACGGUGAUCUGCACCAUUCAUCAGCCCAGCGCCGCGCUCUAUCAACUGUUCAAUUAUAUUUACUUGCUAGUCGAUGGCCAAUGCUUAUACGCCGGCACGCCUGACAAUACAGUGAACUAUUUCGCCCAGCAAGGCCUUCAGUGUCCCCAGUAUCACAAUCCCGCGGAUUACAUGUUGGAGGUGGUCGGUCAGGAGUACGGAAAUUAUAAUGAUCAGUUGGCUGCGGCGACCAAGAAAUAUUGCCAGAGAAAGGAGACGUCUCUAAAGAUGCGUAUAUUUAGGGAAGCUUCGUUCUACGACGAAAAAAUAAAAAUAGCGAUGGCCCCACCCUCAGAAAUCGCGAAAUUUAAGGUACUCAUAUACCGUUACGCCCUUAUAACACAUCGAGAUUGGACGGUGAGCCAUCUUAAAAUGAGUUUUUCCUUGCUCGUCUCUAUCCUGUUGGGCUUGCUGUACCAGCAUGCCGGCAAUGAUGCUAGCAAAAGCAUCAAUAACGUAACUUUCAUUUUUGUAAUUGUGUUGUACUGCGUCUACACCAAUAUAAUUCCGGCCGUGUUGAAAUUCCCUUUGGAGAUAGACAUUUUGAAGAAAGAGCGCUUUAAUAACUGGUACCAAUUGAGGACUUACUAUAUAGCCACAAUGGUGAUUGGUAUACCGUUCACUAUAUGUACCGGCUUUUUUUUCGUACUUAUUUCUUACCUGCUAACCAACCAACCUCUAGAAUGGUCUCGGUUCUUGAGGGUUGUACUCAUUAUAAUCUUGACAAGUUUCACUUCGGAGAGCGUAGGCUUGGGUCUAGGAACAGUUUUCAAUCCCAUUAACGGCACCUUUUUUGGGUCUGUUGUCUCAUGCUUGAUGCUGCUACUAGGCGGCGUUCUGGCAUACUUUAAUCACAUGCCGCGGUUCGUUUACUACGUUACCUACAUAAAUUACUUCAGAUAUUCUGUAGACGGCAUAGUACAGGCGAUUUAUGGUUUUCAAAGAGAGACGAUACAGUGUCCGACUGACAUUGAUUAUUGUCAUUAUCGAGUACCGUCAAUGUUAUUAGAAGAGCUGCAUAUGGCCACUUUCUCAUUUUGGAUCGAUGUUGCCAUCUUGAUCUCCUGGUUCGUGGUCACUCGGAUCGUGACUUAUAUAUCAUUAAAAAGAAAGCUUUCGAAAGUAUGAAGAUCUCAUAUGCUGCUGAUAAAGACAUUACAAUUGUAUUUAAAGCAAAGCGUAAAGAUUCUUCCGGCUUUUGUAAGCAAACUCCUGCAUUACUUUCGUAGUGAAGAUUACCGAGGAAGCACGCUGUCGUAACAUUUUGUAAAAACGUGUUUGCAAAAUAUACUAGAAGAGAUUUGCGUAAUGUCAGUAUGGCUGUGACAACAUAGUAUGCCUACUGCUUCGUAGUAAGAUCUUACCGCCAAGACUUAAAAAUAGAAGGUAGUGAUAAUUUCUAUAUAUAUAGUGUAGCUUAUCUCUUCGCAGUAAGAUUUUUCCGCCAAGUCUUAAGGUAGAAGACAGUAAUAGGUUUCUAAGGAGCCGAGACGUUGGUUGCAACGAAAAAAUGCUUACAUAACUUAUGUGCAGCAGGAAGUAAAAGUAACGCUUAUAAUUGAGUCGCUUUUUUUUUAACUUGAUCUAAUGCAAACCAGCGGGAUAAGAUGCGGAGGAUGGAGUACGGUUGUAGAAAGUGAACUGUGACACUGUGUGAACGCCAAGUGUGCGACGAUACUUUCACACUCGUGCUCAAUGAGGCGCAUACUGGAACGAUGACGAACAUAUCAUCGUAAACAUUUCGCGUAAUUGUAAUUUAAGAUUAUCUAAAAAUUUGAUUGCGUUUCGAUGAUUUGUAAUAAUCUUCCUUAAGUUUUUAUAUGCUAAUAACCGUCACAUUUUUUAAAAAAUACGUUUAAAGCAGAUUAUUAAUAGUAUUAGAAUUGCUAUAUACGUAUAGCAGCUCAUGAAAAUAAGCUCUGUCGUGUAUAAACAUGCUACCUCUCCGAUAUUUUUGUACACAAUUGUUCAUCGUUAUGCGAAAGCGACAGUUUUUGCGAACUGCAUUCAUGAAUUCUACUUCAAUGAUAAUUUUAGUAAACAUACAUUUGUAUGCGUAACAUCCCAAGUCGUUACUAUAAAUUACUAUUUAAGAAUGUACAUGGUUAAAAAAAUUAAUUAUUUUUCGUCGUUAUAUUGUUAUGCUAAACAUUUCUAAUCUCGAAAUUUAUAUUAUAUCAUAACAUACGUUAUUUGAACAUGUGAUAUUUUUUCGUCGACGAUAAUUAGCUUUCUACCACGUGAUUAAUAAUUCAUUGAAUGAUACAGGUCUAAAAAAUUAUUUUAAAAUUAACACGGAAAGACUUGUAUCAUUCAAUGAAUUAUUAAUCACGUGGUAGAAAGCUAAUUAUCGUCGACGAAAAAAUAUCACAUGUUCAAGUAUAACGUAUAUUAUGAUAUAAUAUAAUUUCGAGAUUAGAAAUGUUUAGCAUAACAAUAUAACAUCAACGAAAAAUAAUUCACAAUUUAUUAUAAGAAUUUUAUAUUGAAAUUCUUUCAAAUAAAUUACUUGGUUUUACGCGAUAAAAAUGAUUUUUUCUAAAGUCAUUCUAAACAAUACUAUGGGCAAUACACACAUUUACAUUUUUCAUAUCUAUGUAAAAAGUAUAAAGUGAUAAAACUAAAAGCGAAAGAUAUUUCAUUCAGUUAGGUAAUGCAAAGACAUAGCAGGUCGUAGGUCAAAAUCCAUCGAGUGGAAUUUGCAGUAGGAUUUCUUAACCGAGGCUAACCACGUGUUUCACGUUAGACCGAGAGCUAUGAUGGACCGUUAAUAUUGCGGUCGUGCAAACAUAAUUUCGUAAUAAUAUUAUAUAAGAGUGCACAUGCAAUAGGAGUUGUGAAAUAGUCAAAUUAAUAGCCUUUCACCAUCAAAUGAAAUUACCUUCGCUAAUAUGAUCAGGAGAAAUAACAAUAUUGUUGUCAAAUUCGAUUUCGCAGAUUAAAUUAAUAAGUUUAUUUCCGCUGCAUUUUCUCUUCGGGAAGAGAUAUGAUCGGUGACUUAUCAAAAGUGUAACGCGAUGAUCUUGUCUCUUGUAUGUAACAUGAGGUACGAGAAAUAUAAACUUCAAAUAUGGACUAUAAAUGCUUGCGAUAGUUUGUAAAUUUUUGCGGCGUCUCAAUUAAAACUGAGCAAGUACAGUAUCGUGGCGUGCUGUACUUGUUAAUGUCUAAAAGUAUCUACAUACUGUGCAUACGUAUAGCUAAUCGUUAUUCAGCGUAUAAUGAAAUACAAUUGAAACUUAAAAUCGGUAUGCGUAUUAUAGGAGCAAAACGUAAAAUGUAAUGUAAAUAUUAUCUAAAAUACUGAGAGUAUAAUAUACAAAUAAAAUAACGAGUGAGAAAGAAAAAAAGCAAAUAAUGGCAAAUGUAGCGCGUAUAUUAAAAUUAUAUUAGAGAAAACAAAAAGAAACGUUUGACGGAUCGCUCGAGAUCCACGUCAGGCGACACUGUGUUUAUGGAAAAAAUGGCACAUUUAUUAUAUUAGUGUAGUAAUAUUACUAAUGAUAUAAUUACAUUUUUUUUCUUUCUCAAUCGAUACACUUGUUCACUCUCUCAUAUUCUUUUUCUCCCUCUCUUGCAUUGUUCCGUUUAUUCUUCUCUCUCUCUCUCUCUCUCUCUCUCACUCACUUUCUCUCUUUUUUUAUUCAGUUUAGAUAUUUAUAUUCAUCUCGUACUUUUUUUUUCAUUAAUAUUAAUAAUCGCAUUUUUCUUAAUCGCAUGUAAGGUCGAAGAGAUCGAUUUCAACAUCCUCUAGGCCCAUUCACACAAACUGCCUACAACCCACUUACGCAUUAAUUUUUUUUUUUUAUUACAUAUUAUACAAUAUUAUAUAUCUAAUAUAGUUACAUUCUUAUAUGAUAUGAUAAUUAUCGAUUCGCAGUUGUACCAAUAACUGAAUUCUUACACACAAUUAGACCGCAACAAAUAGACUUUCUUACGCUCUCAUCGAUAUUUGCUCUUAACAGUAAUCAUAAAUUGAAAUCAGGGUUUACAACCAACUCGUACCAAACGAAAGUGCGAUGCCCUGGUAUCAUCGAUAUGCACGUACUUAAAAACAAUGUUAUCAUCAAGAGCAUAAUUAUUUCGUUUCAUGUACAAGGUCUGUGUGAAGGGGCCACUACGCCAAUAAAUUUCGACUUCGACCCCCUGUGUAGACCUCUUCGCUCUUCAGCUUCAUUUUGACUAUCUACGACUAUCGACACGUGUCUAGCUUAGACUGGCUUACGAGCUAUUUAUUGUCGUUAUUAUUUUACAUGAUUACCUUCGCGAAUACAGAUGUGAUCGUGUAUUUUAUUAGUGUCUGUGAGCGGCUUUUUUUGCAAAUUUAUCGCAAUGUACAUUUAUCGUUACGUUCUCUCUUCCUAUUUUCGCUCUCUCCAUUUUUAUUUGUUAAAUAUAAUUUUAUAAAGCGUCGCCGAAGCAACGGAGCAUGAUUAAUAAUUAUUAAUUAAAUGUGGAGCGAGGUUGUGCGAGUUCUUGCCGAUCAGAUUGCCUAUAUAGUCUACAGAUCCUGAUCGAGAACAAAAGUGUUUUUAUGAUAGGUCUACGAUCUAGUGAAAAUAUGUAAGUUUACAGCUUAUAAAAAUCAGUGUUGGGGUAAUCUUUUCAAUUCUUCUUGUGUCCUGUAUUGUUUAUUGAUUUGGAAAAUAAAAUAUUUUAAAAUAUUUAUAAUGUCAA
Solenopsis invicta (red fire ant) is the source of this 6322-nucleotide messenger RNA. RefSeq names its product ATP-binding cassette sub-family G member 1-like. The transcript is spliced from 2 exons. The coding region runs from base 971 to 2773 and encodes 600 amino acids. The record is from RefSeq and is a predicted model, not a curated record. Gene Ontology annotation, molecular function: ATP binding; ABC-type transporter activity; ATP hydrolysis activity. NCBI's taxonomy places the organism in Eukaryota, Metazoa, Arthropoda, Insecta, Hymenoptera, Formicidae. Gene Ontology annotation, cellular component: plasma membrane.